AUGGCUGCUGGAGCCGGGACGGCGGGCCCUGCUUCCGGAUCGGGCGUCGUGCGUGACCCGCUGGCGUCACAGCCGAGGAAGCGGCCCAGCGGCGAGGGCGCACGGCGAUCGGGCACGAUGGCGGGAGGAGGCGGGAGCAGCGACGGGAACGGGCGGUCGUCGGGCCGGCGAGCAUCCCGCAGCGGCGGGCGGGCCCGGCGAGGGCGCCACGAGUUGGGGUUGAGGGGCGCCGCGGAGCGGGGCGCGGGGGAGGCGAGGCUGGAGGCGGCGGUCAACCGCUGGGUGCUCAAGUUUUACUUCCACGAGGCGCUGCGGGCCUUUCGGGGGAGCCGGUACGGGGACUUCAGGCAGAUCCGGGACAUCAUGCAGGCUUUGCUUGUCAGGCCCUUGGGGAAGGAACACACCGUGUCCCGGCUGCUGCGGGUAAUGCAGUGUCUGUCGCGCAUUGAAGAGGGGGAAAAUUUAGACUGUUCCUUUGAUAUGGAGGCUGAACUUACACCAUUGGAGUCUGCUAUCAAUGUGCUGGAGAUGAUUAAAACGGAGUUUACUCUGACAGAGGCAGUGAUCGAGUCCAGUAGAAAACUAGUGAAGGAGGCUGCUGUCAUUAUUUGUAUAAAAAACAAGGAAUUUGAAAAGGCUUCAAAAAUUUUGAAAAAACAUAUGUCCAAGGACCCUACAACUCAGAAGCUGAAAAAUGAUCUCCUGAACAUUAUCCGUGAAAAGAAUGUGGCCCAUCCUGUAAUCCAGAACUUUUCCUAUGAGACCUUCCAGCAGAAGAUGCUGCGUUUCCUGGAGAGCCAGCUGGACCACUCUGAACCUUACCUCCUCACGAUGGCCAAAAAGGCUUUGAAAACUGAGUCAGCUCCCUCAAGCACAGUGAAGGAAGAUAAGCAGCCAGUACCAGAGUCUGUGGAAAAGCCGCUCAGAGAACCUGCACGGCCAUUACAGAAUACGCCAGUCACCUUCGGGUACAUGACUCUGAAAGCAGCUUUCAAAGCUCUGUCCAGUGCAAAGGAUUCUGAAGCAACCUUUUUAAAACUGGAUCAGAAGGAUCUGGUACUUCCUAACCAAGCAUCUCAGUCAUCCCCAGCCCUCAAAAACAAGAGACCAAGAAAAGAUGAAGAAAGUCCUGCCCCUGUUGAGGCUGAAGGUGCCUCUGAACUGCAUCCCAAGGCCAAGCGUGUAACAAUAAGCCAACUGGUUUUGGAGGAGGACAGCCAGAUUACUGAGCCUAGUGCCAGCCCUGACAAUUCCGAGGAGGUUGUUCCAGCACCACUAGCCAAACCCACCGCUCUCAACCAGCCUCUCCCCAAGGAGAAGAAUCCCAAACUUCCCAAAAGCAAAUGGAACAACUCAAAUGGGGUUGAAGAGAAAGAUACAUGGCUAGAAGAAGAUGAACUGUUUCCAGUUCAGGAAGCACCAGAUGAAGACUCUGUAACAGGAGCAAGAAAACAGAAAUGGACGGUGGAAGAAAGUGAGUGGAUCAAGGCUGGUGUGCAGAAAUAUGGAGAAGGAAACUGGGCCGUCAUUUCUAAAAAUUAUCCAUUUGUUAACCGAACAGCUGUGAUGAUUAAGGAUCGCUGGCGGACCAUGAAAAAGCUCGGCAUAAACUGAAACAGGCUUUCAUUUCCGCAGCAUUAACAAGAACAAACAUGAU
Messenger RNA from Elephantulus edwardii (Cape elephant shrew), 1657 nucleotides. It is a transcript of the gene TERF2, whose product is annotated as telomeric repeat binding factor 2. Lineage: Eukaryota; Metazoa; Chordata; Mammalia; Macroscelidea; Macroscelididae. Gene Ontology annotation, cellular component: nucleus; shelterin complex; chromosome, telomeric region. The transcript is spliced from 10 exons. Gene Ontology annotation, molecular function: G-rich strand telomeric DNA binding; protein homodimerization activity; double-stranded telomeric DNA binding. The record is from RefSeq and is a predicted model, not a curated record. Gene Ontology annotation, biological process: telomeric loop formation; telomeric D-loop disassembly; protection from non-homologous end joining at telomere. Bases 1 to 1614 code for a protein of 537 amino acids.